AUGGAAACAGAAGAAGAAAAACUGGAGCCGCCGAAGCGGGGUGUCUUCAUUGUCUUCGAGGGUCUCGACAGAUCAGGGAAAUCAACUCAGGCAAAAAUGCUUUUUGAAAAACUUUCGAGAGAUGGUGUCAAAGCCAAACUUAUUCGCUUCCCAGAGCGGAGCUCAGCUGUGGGGUCUUUAAUAGAUGCUGCGCUGCAGCAAGCAGCAGCUGUGGAGCCCCACGUGCUGCACUUGCUGUUUGCUGCUAACCGCUGGGAGCAGCAGCAGCAAAUUGAAAAGUGGCUUGCUGCUGGCUUUGCUGUUGUUGCAGACAGAUUUCUUGCUGCUGCUGCCGCUGCUGGCACUUGUGCUGCUGCUGUAGGCGUUGUCUACUCGACCACCGCAGCAAACCACCGCGCAGCAGCAGCAGCAGCAGCAGCGCCGGAGUCUGGGGGCCCCGUGGGGGCCCCUGUACCCAUUUCUGAGGCUUUUGCAAGAAGCACAGAAAAGGGUCUUUUGGCUCCAGAUCGAGUUUACUUUUUGGACAUUAAACCCGAAGAAGCAGCAAAAAGAGAAGGCUUUG
This is a messenger RNA of Eimeria tenella, 562 nucleotides long. Its product is annotated as thymidylate kinase, putative. Gene Ontology annotation, molecular function: dTMP kinase activity. The record is from RefSeq and is a predicted model, not a curated record. The transcript has 4 exons. The annotation marks the transcript as partial. Gene Ontology annotation, biological process: dTDP biosynthetic process; dUDP biosynthetic process; dTTP biosynthetic process. Lineage: Eukaryota; Apicomplexa; Conoidasida; Eucoccidiorida; Eimeriidae. Gene Ontology annotation, cellular component: cytosol; mitochondrion; cytoplasm.